AUGCCAACUCCGAGAAGAGCUUCGAAGCGUCAAACAGAGAAAAUCGACACCGAUGAAAUCAUCCGAGGUUUGGUGCUCCGAGGUGAUCCGAUAAUUGCGCAGAAUCUGGGAUUUCUGAAGAAUCUCAGCAGCAAAGAAAUCGAUGAUCCAAUGGCAUCUGUAAUGGAUUCUCUGAAGGAGGGAUUGACUGAAGAAGAUCUUAAAUUGAAUCGAAAUCUUGAAAACCUUAUCAAUCCAAAGGUCGAAGUUCAUAUGACAGAUGAAGAAAUCAUGAACUUCUUGUUGAGUUCUCGAUAUUCUGGAAAGGCUUGCGCUCAAAUUAUGGAUAGAAAUCAGUGGGAUGAGAACGAUCGUAUGCUCAAAGAGAAAGAAGCGAAGAAAAAAGAAAAAGAGGAAAAGAUUGAAGUGGAGAAGAAGAAAAAUGAUGAGAAAAAGGACGACAGAAAGCGCCCAGCCGAUGACGUACCAAACCAGGGAGCGUCCACGUCUGCUUCGAUUAGCUCUCCACCUGCUCCAUUUGGCCUCGUCAAGCCGUACAAAAUACCGAGAAAAUCAAAGUGA
Messenger RNA from Caenorhabditis remanei, 561 nucleotides. RefSeq lists its product as uncharacterized. The transcript has 3 exons. NCBI's taxonomy places the organism in Eukaryota, Metazoa, Nematoda, Chromadorea, Rhabditida, Rhabditidae. The record is from RefSeq and is a predicted model, not a curated record. Bases 1 to 561 code for a protein of 186 amino acids.